UACAGCAGGGGGGGAACAUAACCCUUUGAAUGCACUCUGCAGAACCAUAUCCAUAAGGACGACAGUGUCAAAAAAAAUCUGCAAAACCCAUAACGGUGGAGAAUGGAAUGCUUUGGGGUGUGAAAUUUUUAUGAAUAGUAUCCUUUUUUCUGGCCCACAUUCCUGCUGGCUCUCCCAUUUUGUUUAAAGAAAAAUGCAUAAAAUAUAUUAAAUUCAUGAGAGGAAAUCUUAGCCUCAAAUUCUCAUUGGUUGCCAGGAAUUGAAAUGGCAUACAAUUCCAAAGAUAAUUAUCUUAUCCUCACUUGGCUUUUUCAUAUCCAAUUGACAGGAGCUUUUGUCGCUUAACACCCAACAUGGUAAUAUAAAUAGCUACCCUCUUUCAAGUAUCUUAAGAAUUCACCAGGAAGAAGAAAAAUCUCAAGGAUAUUUGAAGAAAAAAAUAUCAUUCUUGCUUCAAAAGGAUUCCCAUGGCUUUACAGGCAGCUGCUCUUCUUCCUUCCACUUUCUCCAUCUCCAAAGAGGGAAAGGCUGGUGCUUCUUUGAAGGAUUCUAGUCUUUUUGGCAAAUCAUUGUCAGACCAAGUCAAAUGUGACUUCAGCUCUCCCUCCUUGAAAAUCAAGAAGGUAUUGAGGAUCCAAGCAGUAGCUACAACUACUCCAGGUGUUACCUCUGCUACAACGGACCGGAAGAAGACUCUGAGAAAGGGCACCGUGGUGGUAACUGGAGCCUCCUCUGGACUGGGUCUGGCCACAGCCAAAGCUCUUGCUGAAACAGGCAAAUGGCACAUAAUCAUGGCCUGCAGAGAUUUCCUUAAGGCCGAAAGGGCAGCAAAAUCAGCUGGCAUGGCGAAGGAGAACUAUACUAUCAUGCAUUUAGAUCUUGCCUCCUUGGAUAGCGUCCGCCAAUUCGUCGACAGCUUCAGGAGAUCCGGACGACCUCUUGAUGUGUUGGUCUGCAAUGCUGCUGUUUACUUACCAACUGCCAAAGAGCCUACCUUCACCGCCGAAGGAUUUGAACUCAGUGUUGGAACCAACCACCUCGGACAUUUCCUCCUUUCAAGGUUGCUGCUUGAAGACCUCAACAAGUCGGAUUACCCUUCAAAGAGACUUAUAAUUGUUGGAUCAAUAACAGGGAACACAAAUACAUUGGCUGGAAAUGUACCCCCAAAGGCGAAUCUUGGUGACUUAAGGGGCCUUGCCGGAGGUUUGAAUGGGCUGAACAGCUCUGCUAUGAUUGAUGGUGCAGAUUUUGAUGGUGCCAAGGCAUACAAGGACAGUAAAGUCUGCAACAUGCUCACCAUGCAAGAGUUCCACCGUAGGUACCACGAGGAUACCGGCAUCACAUUUGCUUCCCUCUACCCUGGGUGCAUUGCCACAACAGGCCUUUUCAGGGAGCACAUUCCCUUGUUUAGGGUACUCUUCCCUGUAUUCCAAAAGUACAUCACAAAGGGAUUUGUCUCUGAAGAAGAGUCUGGAAAAAGACUAGCACAGGUGGUGAGUGAUCCCAGUUUGACAAAAUCAGGUGUCUACUGGAGCUGGAACAAGGAUUCUGCUUCCUUUGAGAACCAAUUGUCUCAAGAGGCCAGUGAUGUGGAGAAAGCCCGUAAAGUGUGGGAGAUCAGUGAGAAACUUGUUGGCCUGGCUUAAGCAAAUACUCACUGGCUGUUUUACUCUCUACUUUUGGCAUGGCAAUGGUGUUUAGGGGUGCGAGAUUGUGAGAAUUAGAAUUUAGAUGCGGGAGUGUUUGUAAUCAAUUUUCUCACUUGUACAAUUGAAAUCAGGAAGUCAAUAAAAGUGCUCAACCCUAUCUUCAAGAUC
Oldenlandia corymbosa var. corymbosa is the source of this 1817-nucleotide messenger RNA. The record is from the annotation of a GenBank genome assembly. NCBI's taxonomy places the organism in Eukaryota, Viridiplantae, Streptophyta, Magnoliopsida, Gentianales, Rubiaceae.